AUGGGUAAUAUUUGUGGAAAGCCAGAAUUGGGAUCUGCCGAAGAGAUCAAGGCAAAUCAAACCAUUAAUUCAAUGUUAAAGCAUGCACGUGCAAGAUUAGAAGGUGAAAUCAAGUUACUUUUAUUAGGUGCUGGUGAAUCUGGAAAGAGUACAAUUGCAAAACAAAUGAAAAUUUUGCAUUUGAAUGGUUUUACCGAUGAAGAAAGAGCAUCAUACAAGACUAUCAUCUAUAAUAAUACAGUUGGAUCAAUGAGAGUAUUGGUCAAUGCUGCCGAAGAAUUAAAGAUUGGUAUUAGUGAACAAAAUAAGGAAGCAGCAGCUAGAAUUGCAAAUGAUUUGGGUGAACAUUUCAAUGGUGUUUUGACACCAGAAUUGGCAAGAGAUAUCAAGGCAUUAUGGUCAGAUCCAGGUAUUCAAACUGCUUUUACUAGAUCUUCAGAAUUCCAAUUAAAUGAUUCAGCUGCUUAUUAUUUCGAUGCAAUUGAAAGAAUUUCAAAACCAGAUUAUUUACCAACUGAACCAGAUGUAUUGAGAUCACGUACAAAGACAACAGGUAUUAUCGAGACAGAGUUUGAAGUACAAGGAACCAACUUUAGAAUGGUCGAUGUUGGUGGACAACGUAGUGAACGUAAAAAGUGGAUGCAUUGCUUCCAAGAGGUUACGGCAGUCAUUUUCUGCGUUGCUCUCUCUGAAUACGAUCUCAAGCUCUACGAAGACGACACUACCAACCGUAUGCAAGAGUCGCUCAAGCUGUUCAAGGAGAUUUGCAACACCAAGUGGUUCUCCAACACUGCCAUGAUUCUUUUCCUCAACAAGCGUGAUCUUUUCGCCGACAAGAUCACCAAGUCUCCACUCACUGCCUGCUUCCCAGCAUACAAUGGUCCAACCACCUACGAGGCUUGCUCUGAUUAUAUUAAACACCAAUUUUUAAGUCAAAAUGAGAAUCCAAAGAAACUCAUUUAUCCUCAUCUCACCUGUGCCACCGAUACCUCUAAUAUUAAUCAUGUCUUUAACUCUGUUAAAGAUAUUGUUUUAAAUAUUACUUUAGAUGAAGCUGGUAUGGCUAUCUAA
Molecule: messenger RNA, 1071 nt
Organism: Cavenderia fasciculata
Lineage: Eukaryota; Evosea; Eumycetozoa; Acytosteliales; Cavenderiaceae
Gene: gpaA
Product: G-protein subunit alpha 1
Exons: 4
Coding region: 1-1071 (356 amino acids)
Biological process (GO): adenylate cyclase-modulating G protein-coupled receptor signaling pathway
Cellular component (GO): heterotrimeric G-protein complex
Molecular function (GO): G protein-coupled receptor binding; GTPase activity; GTP binding
Source: RefSeq, a predicted model, not a curated record